CAGAUGGCACCACGAUGAAGUCCUACUAUCAGCCGCUCUCGAAGCGCGUCCGUGGUAACUUUACGAGCCUUGGAACUGGUAGAGGCAGUGGUAGGAUUUCGAGCAGCACGGAUGCUAAAGGGGGCAUAAAAGGAGGCACUGCGAAGCGAGUUUCAUCUCGAAGAGCAAAUGGUAGUGGGAGCACCGUUGAUCCAUACCGGACAAAGAAAUCGCCACGACAAGUUCCUGAUAGAGGACAACAAACGAACAUGAGAGCUGAAGCGAGAGAGGCCUUGACACGUGCACAGCAAGGACGACGCCGCUCAUCAGCGAAGCGGCCUAGCCUUCCGCGAAGUACGAUGGGAUCGCAGCACUGCUGUCCGCCGAUGACACCCGCGGACGAGGAUCAGGAAGAUGGUCAGGCCCAAGAGACCUCGAAGUCGCUUGUCGUGCGAACGACAGGGUCUGGUUCCGGGAAGCCUCUCCGAGUUUCAGUGUCCAAACGGAAAGGGAAUCCAGCCGCGUCCGGCACCACUGCGCGAGCGGGAUGCGAAACUUCUACGAUGCGGCAGCAAUCUGCAGGAGGAGCGUCAGGAGCAGCUCAGGCAACAGAACCACGCUCAGCGUCACCUUCAAACGGAGGUGGUCAAACUGAGGCUCUGAAAUUGUGGCAACGACAGCACACUACUGGUAGCAAUAGAGGACUCAACGACAUCCCUGCACAGGCAGCGCCGCGGCUGCAGCCCGCUGCUCAAGUGCAGUCCGCUGCUCCUGCCCAAGAUGACGGCGUGGACAGCUACGCGGCGCGCUACUCGUGGAGAAAAGCAAGACUGCGGGAGCAACAGGAAGAGGAGAAACGGACACGCGAAAGGAUGGAUCUCCUGAAGGCGCAACAAUACAGUAAACACGCGAAAACGAAUGAACAAGAACGAGAUGAAAACGAUAUCGUUGCUGCCGUAGGCACAGAAGCUCUGAUGCAGAGCAUAGAUUGCGUACUGGACGACUACGUAGAAGGGCAGGCGUCUGAAGAAGGCGAUGCGUCACCUGUCCAUGGGACCGAGAGAGAAGAUGCCGAUGCUUUCGAAAAGAUGCAGAAGGGACCGCGAGUAGUGGAAGUGAUAGAGGACCACGGGGGUGACAUUCGACGUGCGGCAGAUGCAGCUAGUAAAGAUAGUGCUGUACUACUAGAAGAUGCUGAAGACGAAAAAUCGAUCAGCCAAGAACAUGAACAGCCGGAUCCUGUUUUCGAGACAUCGCCUGCUGUAGAUCGGCUGAUUCUGGUGAAGGGUCCUCCUGGCGGUCGACGGUCUAAGAGGACGUCCUCACGACGCUCCUCUCGUUCACCCUAUAAGCAGCUGAAUAGUCUUCUAGCGGCGCAAGAAAAUGAGC
Messenger RNA from Amoebophrya sp. A25, 1368 nucleotides. The record is from the annotation of a GenBank genome assembly. Lineage: Eukaryota; Dinophyceae; Syndiniales; Amoebophryaceae.